AUACACUUUACUAAAAUCACAAUUUGGGGGCAACUUUCAAUUUUUGAAAAUCUGGCGGAGAAGAACGGAGCGGAAAGAUGAACAAUCAUUAUCAUCGCGACCGCGGCGAGCAUCACGAGGCAGUAGAUAGUCUAAUUAAUCUCUUCACUAUGGCAAAUCACGAUCUCAAUCUCGUCGAGAAUCGACUCCAAAAGGAGUUUCAACAAACGUAUCCGCUAAACGCCAAUCCGAUGGAGCUGGUGUCGCGGAUAAAAAAGAUUCAGGACGAGUUGGUGUUUCUCAAGCAAGAGUGUGGCCACCUACUUGCAGCCAAACAGGAUUUGAUUGACAAGGCUAGGACAACUCUAGUUGGGAAUAGGUUAUCAAUACAGCGGUUGCAAGCAUCUACAGGUGUUCCUGUCACGAGUGAUUCUGACGAUCCUGCUUACAACAACUUCAACCAGAUCAUUGACGAAUGGACAGUACAAGUUGGAUCAAAAUUGGGUGACGAGGAACCUGAUUCGGGAUCAGAGGAUAUCAACCAAAAGCUCUUUUCAGCAAUUGUUCAAGGCAGCUAGAUAUGUCAAAAGGUAGGAAAAACUGGGCAGAGACGUUUUAGCAAUUGAAAUUUCAAUGUAGAACUGCCCAUGGUUAUGUAUUAUAUGUCAACUCUCAGUUUGACACAAUUUGAUCAAAACUUGUAGUUAGUAAAUCAAUUCUAUUCAUGUUUGUGUAAAUAAAUGUACAUGGUAAACCUGAUAGAUGCGCUACAGCUGUGAGCAAAGUGCAGACAAGGAACAAUUCACAUAUCAAUUGCCGGAUGUUUUAAUUGAAAUGAAGGUAUGAACAUAAUGUUGAACUA
Messenger RNA from Daucus carota subsp. sativus, 841 nucleotides. RefSeq lists its product as uncharacterized. Gene Ontology annotation, cellular component: spindle microtubule; outer kinetochore. The record is from RefSeq and is a predicted model, not a curated record. The transcript has 5 exons. Bases 78 to 557 code for a protein of 159 amino acids. Lineage: Eukaryota; Viridiplantae; Streptophyta; Magnoliopsida; Apiales; Apiaceae. Gene Ontology annotation, biological process: mitotic cell cycle; cell division; chromosome segregation. Gene Ontology annotation, molecular function: microtubule binding.